AAAGCGCCGGUCGGCGGGUGGGAGGAAAGGCCGGAAAAAGCGCUCCGCUUCCUUUGUAUUUAUAUCGGGGUGUUUGCGCAGGCGUGGUUGUGUCACUCUUGCGGACCAAGAAGCGGAGACCGGUCGUUGACUCGCAGCCGCUUCUUCUGCCGCCUCUCUUCUCAUCCUCCUCCCGUCUUUCCCGGGCCGUUCCCAGGCGUCGGAGGCCCCCAUGGCGAUGAACUACAACGCCAAAGCGGACGGGCAGCCGGGAGCCAGCGGCCUCGGAGCCGCCGCCGGGGCGUCCGGCGGAGCCGUCCCCAAGAGCCGCAAGCCGGACAACACGGCCUUCAAGCAGCAGCGCCUGCCGGCCUGGCAGCCCAUCCUCACCGCCGGCACCGUCCUGCCGGCUUUCUUCGUCAUAGGCCUCAUCUUCAUCCCCAUCGGCAUCGGCAUCUUCGUCACCUCCAACAACAUCCGCGAGUUCGAGAUUGACUACACAGGAAUAGAUCCAAGUAGUCCUUGCAAUAAAUGUUUAAAUGUAUCUUGGAAUGCCCCAUCCUGCUCCUGCGUCAUUAACUUCACAUUGGAUCAGUCGUUUGAGGGCAAUGUGUUUAUGUACUAUGGAUUAUCCAACUUUUACCAAAACCACCGUCGCUAUGUAAAGUCUCGAGAUGAUAGUCAGCUAAAUGGAAAUAACAAUUCUUUACAUAAACCUAGUAAGGAGUGUGAACCUUACCAUACGAGUGAGAAUAAACCUAUUGCUCCUUGUGGAGCUAUUGCCAACAGCAUGUUCAAUGAUACAUUAAAGCUUGUUCAUUAUGAUCACAAUACCUCUAAGCCCAUGGAUAUUUCUCUGCUGAGAAAAGGCAUUGCUUGGUGGACAGACAAAAACGUUAAGUUCAGGAAUCCUACUGGUGAAACAAAUAACUUGACAAUACUUUUUCAAGGAACAUCAAAACCUGUCAACUGGCGUCGCCCAGUGUAUUUGUUAGAUGAUGAUCAGGACAACAAUGGAUUCAUCAAUGAAGACUUUAUUGUAUGGAUGCGUACUGCAGCACUACCUACAUUCCGUAAGCUGUAUCGUCUUAUAGAGAAGAAAGAUAACUUACAACCUACUCUGCCAGCUGGGAAAUAUUCUUUGGAAAUAGAAUAUAAUUAUCCUGUGCAUAGCUUUGAUGGGCGGAAACGGAUGAUCCUGAGCACCAUUUCUUGGAUGGGAGGCAAAAAUCCUUUCCUGGGAAUAGCGUAUAUAACAGUGGGCUCCAUUUGUUUCUUUCUUGGAGUAGUGCUGCUUGUCAUUCACCACAAAUACGGAAACCGGAACAAUAGUGCAGACAUUCCCAAUUAAUCUAAGUGCUCCAAAUCACAUGUACUGCAUGUGCAUCAAGAAAAGUCCAGAGUGGACACAGCUUUUGAAAGCUAGAUCCCUGGUAGUUGCUUCUGAGACAGAAUACCUAACCAUAUUUGAAGCCUUCGUUUCCCUUACGGUGGAUUAACCUGAAGAUAAGAGCUGUAAAACAGUGUUGACGAGGGGCUUUUUGAAAUUUGCUUCUUGCUGGACAGGUGCCAUGAUGUGCAUAUAGUCUUUCCUCACCUAAUGCAUCUGCUGCUGAUUUGUAUGCUUUACAUGUCAAUACUAUAUAGCAAGAAUGUGUUUAGAAUAGCUUCUUAGCAUUUUAAGGACCAACAGUGUGCUGGUUUUUGGAAGGAACAAAAGCCUGUUUACGUUUUGUCAACCAAAAUAUUCCACACAUGAGCUUUGUAACUCGUGUACAACUCAAUAUGAAUUAAGCCCAACUUCCUGCUUAAUGUUCACAAUUCCAGUAAGUGUGUUUUGACAUGUGGCUUGGUUCAACUAAAAGCUUACUUUUUGCCCAGUGACAUGAAAGCUGCUUUCAACACAGAAGUAACUGUGGCAUAGAAAACUCUUCCAUUAAGUUCUGCUCAAAUAUCAAUCUUAUGUUCAGCACUCUAUGUGGCUUAAAUCACUGAGCUUAUUCCAAUAGAAGUAAAGAGAUUUAUUUACUGUGGCAGUAAAUAAAAAUCAUUUCUUUUGGUUACAAAAAACAAGGCUUUAAGCAUUUAUUAUAAGCUUGAAGCAGUCUGCUUGUUUCAGAAGAUGUUACAGUUCCUUCACUCAAAGCUCUUGUGUUCCUCAAAUAUUCCAUUAAAAUAAGCUAAAAGUUGCUGUGGGAACUUUUGCAUCUUGCACUCUUUAAGUCCAAUCUGUCCACACUGUAAGAAACAGACCAGGGACUUUAAAACUAUGUAUAUAUAUACAUAUAUAUGUAUCUAUAUGUAUGCAUAUAUACCUAUACAUACAUAUAUAUGCAUAUUAAUACUAAUAUAUAUAUAUAAUAAAUUGCUGUGUACAUAGAUGUUGUUUUACAUGAAAUUUGCUUGUCAAUCUGAAUGUUUGCUAUUUAAUAAAUGAUAUCAUAUGUUUUAUGAAACAAUGUGGUUAUCUGAAAUGUAUCUCCUUAAAGCAGCUUUAUCUCUGAUGGCUGUCAAAAAACAACUUGAACACAGUAACUUUGGAAGUUUCAAUACAUCACAAAUCUGGAACUUAACAACCAGAAGUAAAAUCUAAUAGAUUUUUCCCCUAUUUAAGCAACUUCCAUGGACAAACCCUUUUCUAUCCCCAAAAUACUUCUUGCAUGCAAAUGUUUUUUCUAGCUCCUAUGAUAUACAAAGUAAUAUCCUAGUACCACCAGAUUAUGGAUUCUAAAUGAGUAUUCACCAAUGAGUGUUAAUAUUUUAUUGGCAAAGGAUAGUCAUACUAAUUAUACUGUUCUCUUUAAAUUAUGGAAGAAAGCAGGCAGUAUGGGCUUUUAAAAACUCUAUUACUGUAUUAUAUCUGGUUUCACACAAAGUAAAUGGAUUUAAUAUGAAUUAGCUCCAGGUGUAUGGAUAAGACUAAACUAACUUGAAUGAAGUAUUCAAACUUACAUUUUUUUUCAGUCCAAGCCUCUGGAACAGCCACCUAAUUGUAAAUAUCUUAAGUACUUGAAAUCAACAAAGUUGAAUUCCCCCACUACCAUCACCAACUUUGUUGAUUUUGGUCAUGGUUAGUGGAGGAAAUAAGUUUAUCUAUUUACUAGCCUAUCUUAACAGGCAAGAAAUAUCUAUCUUCACAUAAAAUAAUUUUCAUUGAUUGUGUCAGCUCUUUCAAUGGUCUUUAAGUUGACAACUCUUUCAAACAUGCCCAUUAAAAACCUAUUAUCACUGUUUCCUACAGUAAGAAAAGUAAUUAUCUUAAAAGCUUGUUGUAAAUAUAUUCAAAUUUACAGCCCCUAAAGGACUAUUAUUUUUUGAAAAAAAUAUUUUUACCGAGAAUAAAAACUUUUAACUUGACAAAAAAAAAAUGAUUUUGUAUUAGCUGAUCUUUUUCUUGUACCUAUGGUCAACUGGCAGUCAUGCUUACUGCAAACAACUGGUAGAAAAAACUGCGAAGGGUGAAUUCCAGCAGAACAAGAUAAGAAUUUCUUAAAAACCAGUACAAUUUGAUCACUUUUAUUCAUUCACAACGUGGUUACUUUGUCACCUAUUACAUAUUUAAACACUUGCCGUGUUUACAUUUAAGCAUAGUUUGACUCUUGCACACUGCCAGGAUAACAAGAUUAAAGGUAAAGGUCCCCCUUGCACAUAUGUG
This is a messenger RNA of Thamnophis sirtalis, 3634 nucleotides long. RefSeq names its product cell division cycle 50 P4-ATPase accessory subunit A (gene CDC50A). Gene Ontology annotation, biological process: phospholipid translocation. The record is from RefSeq and is a predicted model, not a curated record. Lineage: Eukaryota; Metazoa; Chordata; Lepidosauria; Squamata; Natricidae. Gene Ontology annotation, cellular component: Golgi apparatus; endoplasmic reticulum; plasma membrane.